UGCGGAGGUGCGGAAGCGGCGAGACACGACCCGCCAGGCCGCCGCCAUCGCGACUGAGGAACCUCGGAGGUGGGCUCCUCGGUCCUUGCUCCCGGCCAUUCCGGCCCUGGGCGGGGCGCUCCCCGCACCCCGCAGUGCGCGAAGUCGGCGCGCGCUAGGACCGCGGCGCGCCGCCGCCCGCCGCUUUAAGAGGCCGCGCUGCCGCCCCACGCGGAACCCGCGGCUCAGACCGCUCCCGGCGUCCUGACUCGAGUUGAACCCGAGGCCGGACCGGCCGCUGCGCAGUCGACGCCAACCGAGGGACGCGCGCCAGGGGGCCCUCGCAGCGGGCACCAUGGGAGCUGCCCACUCCGCGUCCGAGGAGGUGCGGGAGCUCGUGGGCAAGACCGGCUUCUCGUCGGACCAGAUCGAGCAGCUCCACCGGAGGUUUAAGCAGCUGAGCGGGGACCAGCCCACCAUUCGCAAGGAGAACUUCAACAAUGUCCCCGACCUGGAGCUCAACCCGAUCCGAUCCAAAAUCGUCCGUGCCUUCUUCGACAACAGGAACCUGCGCAAGGGGCCCAGCGGCCUGGCCGACGAGAUCAGCUUCGAGGACUUUCUGACCAUCAUGGCGUACUUCCGGCCCAUCGACAUCGCCAUGGACGAGGAGCAGGUGCAGCUGUGCCGGAAGGAGAAGCUGCGAUUUCUGUUCCACAUGUACGACUCGGACAGUGACGGCCGCAUCACUCUGGAAGAAUAUCGAAAUGUGGUGGAGGAGCUGCUGUCGGGAAACCCGCACAUUGAGAAGGAGUCGGCCCGCUCCAUCGCCGACGGCGCCAUGAUGGAGGCGGCCAGCGUCUGCGUGGGGCAGAUGGAGCCCGACCAGGUGUACGAGGGCAUCACCUUCGACGACUUCCUGAAGAUCUGGCAGGGGAUCGACAUCGAGACCAAGAUGCACGUCCGCUUCCUAAACAUGGAGACCAUGGCCCUCUGCCACUGACUGCCGCCCCUGCAGAGCUCGCCCUCGGCCCCUGCCACCUCCCCGCGGGGCCGGCAGCGAGCGCGGCCGGGGCCUGGGGCUGCGGCUUGUACAUAGUCAACCCCGGCCCCCGUGCUCCCCGCUCCCCAGUACAGGGCAUGGUGUGUGGGCUUUUACGGUUUUUAUCGCCAAUAAAAAAGGAACAGGGUUUCUUAACAAA
Phyllostomus hastatus (greater spear-nosed bat) is the source of this 1178-nucleotide messenger RNA. It is a transcript of the gene TESC, whose product is annotated as tescalcin. NCBI's taxonomy places the organism in Eukaryota, Metazoa, Chordata, Mammalia, Chiroptera, Phyllostomidae. The transcript has 8 exons. Bases 335 to 979 code for a protein of 214 amino acids. The record is from RefSeq and is a predicted model, not a curated record. Gene Ontology annotation, molecular function: calcium ion binding.